Molecule: messenger RNA, 1387 nt
Organism: Pimephales promelas (fathead minnow)
Lineage: Eukaryota; Metazoa; Chordata; Actinopteri; Cypriniformes; Leuciscidae
Source: RefSeq, a predicted model, not a curated record
UAAGAAAGAAGCGAAUAAAACCUGAGCAGGAUGCAAAAGAACACAUAUUGUCGGAUAAAGACAAAGCCUUCAUUGAGGGACGACAAAUCAACACAUUCAAAGGGAGAGGUGUGUUUGCACUUGAGCACAUUGAACCAUCCACCUUUGUUGUUGAAUACCGUGGGAUUCUCUCUCAAAGUAAACAUGUUAAAGAUGUUUAAGGCAACUACUUGUUCAACUUCACAUGGAAUGAAACACGUUAUUGAUGCAACAAAAGAGGACACUUCGCUUGGUCCACUUCGGUUGGUGAAUGAUGACAAAAAUCCAAAUUGCAAAGUCAAGACAAUCAUUGUUGAUGGAAGGCCACACCUGUGUCUGUUUAGUAUAAGACAUAUCUUUCCAGAUGAAGAGGUCACAUACAACUAUGGGGAUUCCUCUUGGCCUUGGCGUUUAAGGGAAUUGUGUGACGAGACAUCAGUGGCUGUGACUGAAUGCAGUGUGAAUCCUUCCUCAUCAGUGAAACAGAAAGAAUUGUGUGACGAGACAUCAGUGGCUGUGACUGAAUGCAGUGUGAAUCCUUCCUCAUCAGUGAAACAGAAAGAAUUGUGUGACGAGACAUCAGUGGCUGUGACUGAAUGCAGUGUGAAUCCUUCCUCAUCAGUGAAACAGAAAGAAUUGUGUGACGAGACAUCAGUGGCUGUGACUGAAUGCAGUGUGAAUCCUUCCUCAUCAGUGAAACAGAAAGAAUUGUGUGACGAGACAUCAGUGGCUGUGACUGAAUGCAGUGUGAAUCCUUCCUCAUCAGUGAAACAGAAAGAAUUGUGUGACGAGACAUCAGUGGCUGUGACUGAAUGCAGUGUGAAUCCUUCCUCAUCAGUGAAACAGAAAGAAUUGUGUGACGAGACAUCAGUGGCUGUGACUGAAUGCAGUGUGAAUCCUUCCUCAUCAGUGAAACAGAAAGAAUUGUGUGACGAGACAUCAGUGGCUGUGACUGAAUGCAGUGUGAAUCCUUCCUCAUCAGUGAAACAGAAAGAAUUGUGUGACGAGACAUCAGUGGCUGUGACUGAAUGCAGUGUGAAUCCUUCCUCAUCAGUGAAACAGAAAGAAUUGUGUGACGAGACAUCAGUGGCUGUGACUGAAUGCAGUGUGAAUCCUUCCUCAUCAGUGAAACAGAAAGAAAAAGACAAAUGAAUCAGGAUGAAACUGAGAACUCCAGAGAGACCAAAUCAAGGAGAAUAGCGAAAAGGCCAUGGAGCCCAAAUGAAGAUAAUGCUUUUGUGAAACAUUUCCAUAUUUCAAAGGGACACCUAGCAACAAAGGCAGAGUGUGAGCUGUGCAAGACUGCAGAGGACCCUGUCCUGAGAGAAAGAAUGGCCCAAAAUAUAAGGCAUUUCGUGAGGAACCGAGG